CAUCAGUCCCCAACCACACUAAACACUGUACAUACCGCCAAGUCAUCCUUGCCUACAUAAGUGCAACAUGUGGGUGUCCCUGUGUGCGAUACUAGUGUUGGGGGCAGAAGGAGUGCUGGCUACAUCUAAGGACACUACACGUAUACGGGAAUAUGCAAUGCCAGACACCAGCCCACUUGAACACGCCACCGACGUAAUACUAAAACCACCACCAUUAAGCUACUACGUCAGACCCAAGGACUGUGCAGACCACCUGCUGGCCGGGGCCACAGUUAGCGGUGUGUACGAGAUUUACCCCUUCAUGUGCACGUGUGGAAACCCGGUGCCGGUGUGGUGUGACAUGGAGACAGACGGCGGCGGCUGGACGGUAUUCCUCAAUCGUCAGCACCAGGACAUCCAGCUUGACUUCAACCGCACGUGGGGCGAUUACAAGGCAGGUUUCGGCAGUCCUUACUCCGAGUACUAUUUGGGCAAUGAUGUGCUGCACCAGAUGACGUACAGCCGUUUUUACAGCAUCCGUAUGGACGUGGCCUUAGCCUCUGGGGGUUACGACUUCGCCACCUACCAGUAUUUUAAAGUAGAUUCUGAGGAGAACAGGUAUUCUGCGUCCUUGACGGGCACCAAACUGGAAGGAACAACCAGCACAAAUUGUCUCGGUCAGAUGAAUAACCGCGCAUUCUCCACACUGGACAGGGAUCACGACAGUGUUAGCUCCAACUGUGCAGCAGUAAGAGGAGGGGCAUGGUGGUCCUACAACUGUCAGUACCUCAACCCCACCGCCCCCUUCAACACGACCCUCAUGAUGACCUGCAGCGGCCCAAAGAGAGCCGUGACCCAGCUCCAGCUGAAGCUCCGUCCAGCUUCCUGUGACACCUCCUUCAAGGCCAUCCAUCUCAAAGACAGGAACUGCGGCUGUGUUGAUCCGGAACGCUAAUAUCUUCACUGCUUGACUUGGAAAGCACAUGAAAACCACGAUAUUUCUCAUGUUACUGCUCAUGAAUCUCGGGUCAAAACGAGCAAGGCUUUCAUCAAGAGUUAUUUCUCAAAAACAUGUACUGAGUCUGUUAAAAGUGUCCGAGAGAUGACCCAGAACUUUUAAACAUAUAGACCAUAAUGAAAGUAGGUAGAAACUUGCACUCGUUUUCAAAAGUGAAGACCUUGAUACUGGAGUCCUUGUUUAACACUUAAAAAACCUUAAUAAUAACGUUUAUUGUGCACAAUAGAUGUUUUUCACCACCAAGACGAGGCAAUAAAGACGUGUGUAUCAUUGAACAAAUCAGGCUCCACAUCUUGAAACAUCAACAGUCACCUCAGAAACACGCGUUUUAAACACAUAUUAGUUAUCAUUACAAGGUCUACUAUCAUUUAAUGCAUUAACACAGUGGUCCUAUAUUGUUGUUUCAUAAAAGUAUGAAUAAU
Portunus trituberculatus (swimming crab) is the source of this 1419-nucleotide messenger RNA. Its product is annotated as ficolin-3-like. The record is from RefSeq and is a predicted model, not a curated record. Bases 68 to 934 code for a protein of 288 amino acids. The transcript has 7 exons. NCBI's taxonomy places the organism in Eukaryota, Metazoa, Arthropoda, Malacostraca, Decapoda, Portunidae.